This is a messenger RNA of Apiotrichum porosum, 3165 nucleotides long. RefSeq lists its product as uncharacterized. The transcript has 4 exons. NCBI's taxonomy places the organism in Eukaryota, Fungi, Basidiomycota, Tremellomycetes, Trichosporonales, Trichosporonaceae. Gene Ontology annotation, molecular function: guanyl-nucleotide exchange factor activity. Bases 1 to 3165 code for a protein of 1054 amino acids. The record is from RefSeq and is a predicted model, not a curated record. Gene Ontology annotation, biological process: positive regulation of Rho protein signal transduction.
AUGAAGUCGCUGUUCACGCGCUUCAAGCAACCGGCCGGCACCGGUGGAACCAGCACACCAAACUCGCAUCUCGUCGACGAAAAGGAUAGGCCAGAGUCGCGUCGAGGAGCGUCCACUUUAGCAGCAACACCUGCUGUGUCAGACGACACCGUUCGGGUCUCUCGCACCCGCGCGCAGGCUCCUGCCCGCACAGCACUCCCAACAAACAACAACCCCGAGUCACGUCACAGCUUGACACCGACCAGCACCAGCACCACUCCUUCCACGGUCAGCGACAAGCCCCUCCCUACUCGCCCAACCACUCCCGGUCAUGGCCGUGCGUUCACCGACUCGGCAUCCGACCACCACCGCGAUGCUCGCAACGGCGGCUCAGUGGCACUGCGCAACUCUGUGCUCGGUCGCAAACCCUCGAGCCUCGCAGCGUCUUCCUCGUCUGUCGCGGGAGAUGUGGACCCGACUCUUGAGUGGGCCCUCCGUCCCCAGCACCGCAUGAGCAUGGACAAUGUCAAAAAGGUCAUGUUCCAGAGCCCGAGCCGCAACGUCCAUGCGAGCGAGACCGACCUCCGCGCCGUGGUCGCCGGUCCGUCGCGACACCAGCGGCGUACGUCAAGUCCCCAUCGCCCCGUUUCACCCAGCAGCACACCCACACAAAACAAUGUGUAUGCCUCCCACCCGCGCGUCGUGUCACGCUCGUCCUCGCGCCAGAGCUCACACGUCCGCAAGCCCAGUGGAUCUGGCUCGCACAUCUCAUAUUCCCCCACCAAAUCGACCAUGUCAACCUUGGCACCCUCAGACUGUUCAACAAUGUCGGCCGCCAGCUACCUCCCAAUCCCGGAAAGCUGGAGUGCAGCAAUGGACGAGGAGCUCAUUGCCAACCUCGGCCCCCGCGAGCGUACACGACAGGAGGUGCUCUGGGAGAUUGUUAACUCUGAGGAAAAAUACGUCCAGGACCUGGUCAACCUCAACGAAACGUUCUGCAAGGCCCUACUUCCAGCCCCCGAACUGUCCCCUUCCCUCUCCCUUCCGGACCCUCUCGCCUUGACCCGCACAAUCUCGACGGCGACAACAGAUAACGGCGACCCCCGCCUGCCCAUUGCCGCGCAGUUUGCGAGCUCGCGUUUCUCGUCCGACUCGUUCCGCGACCACCACCUGUCGUCGGCCCAGUCGUCAGAACCGCAACAGUACGAUGGCGAUGCCGCCAGGCAGAACGCGUACGACACGUUAACACGUCCAAAAACAAAGGAGACCCGGCCUGCUCCUCCCUCCCGCUCCGGCAGUGGUACGCGAAGUCGCCUGAGCUUUAACAGUGGUGGCAAGCGCGAGAGCGGGCACGUACGCAAGUCUAGCAUUGGAAGCAUCAACGCCAACGGACCGGUGACCCUCCCCGACGACCUGGAACAGGUGCUCACCGUCAUCUCGUCUGGCAUUCUUGAGGGACACAUCAAGCAGGUCACCGCUCUGCGCAAGCGAUACGACGAGCAGUUUCCGCUCGUUCGUAGUUUGGCGGAUGUCUUCACCUCUCACUCUGACAUCCUUCGCGAGUAUGCGACCUACAUCAUGCACCUGGAGCGUGCUCUUGCGCAGGUGGACGAAGCGAUGGCCAUGGCCGACCAGAUCGCGACGGGUGGCCGGCGCUCGUCCAGGCGGCUGGAAGAGACCCAGCUGGGUCGACUGAGCAAGCUGCUCGUUGGCCUCGAGGACCUUGCGGCUGAGCGUGGCGAGGCGUGCUUGAGCAUCUCGCUGAGUAAACCGUUCCAGCGUUUGCUCAAGUACCCUCUGCUGUUUCAGAACCUCCUCUACAACACGUCACCUUCCACUCGCGAAUACGAGGCAACAGUCGCCAUGGUUGAGGAGGUGCAGCGGAUUGUGCGCAGCAUCGAGGACGAGAAAUCUUCGUUUGAAGAGCGUGAAAAGACGCGCGACGUGUGGGCGCGGAUCGAAGGCAUUGAAAAGAACAAGCAGCUCAUGGCGCCUCGUCCGAACCGCCUGGUCGUGUCCGAGAUCAACCUCACCGAGAAGCGCGAGGGAGUCCCGUCUGCGGCUUCCAAGGAACGCAAGAGCCAGCACCGCCUGAGUGACAUGCUCAAAAAGGGCAGGAAACCCGACCAGUGGGUCGUCAGGUUUACAGAUGUCAGCCUCCUUUGCGAGCUGGCGGGUACGACCACGCUCCCGAUGUCCACCACGUCCAAGUCUGGCAACACUGGCGCCAAGUCUGAAAGCGUCACGGACCUGAAUAACAAGCGUCUCAGCAAGCGUCACCAGUCCUUGAAGCCAAGAAACCUGUAUCGCUUCAUCAAGGUCUACGAGUGGUACGAGCUUCCUGCAAGGGCCCAAGCACCGCGUGUACCUGUGGUGGACAAGUUUCCGCGCCGCCCUCCGCUUAGUGACCUUCAAGAGGGCAAAGCAGUGUCUCCCAACCGCACGCCGGACCGAACCGUCCCGCUCAAGACUGGCGACGAGUCGCCAUCCAAGGUCACGUCCCUUCGGGCCGGAAGCACGUUUGACGACGCCAUGUCGGACCGCAUGUCCGUCAUGUCCUUUGCCUUCCGCGGCGAAGCGCGGCCCAACCCCGCCGUCCGCGUCCGCGCGACCAACACGACCAACACGACCAACACGACCAUCUCGCCCAAGCUGCGCAGCAGCGUGACUGGCAGGACGACAGCCGCGUCCCUCGACCGCGACCGCCGCGCCUCGUCGGGCAUGGGCAGUGCCGCCGCCGCGGCAAAGUUUGCCCACCGCCUUCGAUCUGCCGAAGAAGACCUGGCCACCACCACCGUGCGCCCUGCCAGCCGCGUCCGCCGCUCCUUACCGCCGGCAAUGGCGCUGGGGCCCUCAGAGCGGAGCAGCUCGCGCAUGGAGUCGCCCACCCGCCCACCGUGGAACAGCGGGUCGGGCGGGGGCGGGCUCUCGCGCCCGGCCUCUGUCGCCGCAACACACCCGCUCCGCCCGCGCACCUCCGCCUCGGGCGUGGCUGGCGCGACCAUCUCGUCGAUGGCCAAGGCCGUCCCCGACGACCCCGUCGGUCUAGGCAUCUACGACACGGACAAGAGUGCGACAAGUGCCAGUGCAAGUGUCAGUGCUACCGGCGACGCAAAAGUGCCCGCGGGCGUCAGCGCAGCCACGGCAGCGAGGAUCGCGCGGCGCAACCUCGGCGGCCACAUCUAA